Molecule: messenger RNA, 852 nt
Organism: Phymastichus coffea
Lineage: Eukaryota; Metazoa; Arthropoda; Insecta; Hymenoptera; Eulophidae
Gene: SdhD
Product: succinate dehydrogenase [ubiquinone] cytochrome b small subunit, mitochondrial
Exons: 4
Coding region: 141-713 (190 amino acids)
Biological process (GO): mitochondrial electron transport, succinate to ubiquinone; tricarboxylic acid cycle
Cellular component (GO): mitochondrial envelope; membrane
Molecular function (GO): ubiquinone binding; heme binding
Source: RefSeq, a predicted model, not a curated record
UCGUUGCGAUCAAAAACUUUCUGAUUCCUAGCUUUUUAAUCUUGGAAGUUUUAGAUUAAAUAAUCAGUUAGUAAUUUACAAGCCUUGCUGACAGAAUAAUUAAUUUAUAAAUUAACAGAAAUUAGAUAAAUUGUCAAAAAAUGCUGGAAAAAAUCGCUAGCUUGACAACCUUGCGUAAUUUGACGGGACUGACAAGAACAUUGGUGAAGCAAGGAAAUAUCAAUGCUUUAAGAUGUUACUCAACUAAACUUGCACCAGCAUCUCCAAAACAAUUCAGCUGUUUAACUAAGCCAAUCACUUUUAAAAAUGUAAUCUGUCCAUCAUCAGCACAGCUAAAAAAAGCUAUUGGAAAUAGCCUAAUUCAGGCCCGGUCUCAAAGUACACAUGGAAGUCAUGUUAAUCUGUGGAAACUGGAAAGACUAGUGGCUGCAAUGUUUGUGCCACUGGUACCCCUCUGUCUAAUGCUGGAAAAUCCUGUGCUAGACAGCUUGUUAGCUGUAUUGUCUGUGAUACAUGUUCACUGGGGAUUGGAGGCUAUUAUUAUUGAUUAUGCAAGACCAAUAGUAGUUGGACAUAUAUUUCCUAAAAUUUGCUUUGUUGCGUUAUACCUUGUAUCAGCUCUAACUCUGGCUGGUCUUCUUGUACUUGUAUACAAUGGACCUGGCAUUAGCAAGGUACUCAAGCAGGGAUGGACUAUUGGAAAAGAUAAAUAAAUCUUUUUUCACUUAAGGUACAAGUCACAAUAUUUAAAAAUUUUUUUCGUAAGUUCAAUGUAAAUUAGGAAAUAAAAUAUUAUUACCAAAUAGCACUUGUGUUUGAAAAAUAAUUGAGACAUAGCUUGGCUAUUAAAAU